AUAAAAAUGGCGCUGGCGCGUAUCAGCUUGGAACCGCCACCUCAUAUAGAUCCGACGAAAGCAACUCUCGCGUAUGGCAGGCUUGCCAUCAAGCGAUUAAACCAUGAACUUCAUGAUGCCAUACUGCUAACCAGACAACGUGCCGUUAAGACUUUGUGCGACUACCUUCAUGAUCAUGAACAUAUUGCCGAGGCUAUAAAUGAAGGUGUUGUCACUUCUCUGAACAUACUACUUGAAGAUCCAGAUGUCCCGUGCCGAGCUUACGCCACUGAGUGCUUUGUGGUGCUUUGUCGUAAGUUGCUGUUGUUCGUCAAUCUUGAGCCCCAUUUCUCAGAACAUGAACUUGGUAGGGUGGCCUUCUUGGACCAAAACAUACUCCAGUCAUUUUUAAAUCUGAUCAAGCUAAGUGAGGUCGAUAUAGUGCGGCUAAAUGCACAAAAAGCCAUUGAACUACUAACUACGUCACCGGAUGGUGCUUUAGCUGUGGUGGAGAAUGGAUACGUACCCUUACUGAUCAACUGCGCCAGAGAUGAAGUAGACGAAAUCAAGAUUGUAGUCUUGGAUACACUAAAUCACUGUCUUAGUUUUGGUACCACAAAAGGAUUAGAGUCAGGUGGCAUGCCUCUUUUUACCCAACUGUUAUCCCAUGAGAGUCCAGAGGUCAGGGCUCGCGCAGCGCAAAAUAUCCUCCGCCUGAGUGUGAACCCCAUUGGUAAACAAGAAGCACUGGAUAAUGAAACGAUCCCAGCCCUGGUUGAACUGUUGAAAGACAAUUCUGAAACCGUAAGAGCUUCGGCGGCAGGAGCACUGGCUUUCAUAUGCACAACUAAUCAUGGACGCUAUACGACAUUGAAUGCCGGAGCGAUCCCACACUUACUCCAACUGGUGGACGAUGAAAUCAGCCGAGUUCGCGUAAAUGCACUGAAGGUAAUCACGUGCUUGUCAGAAACUCCCGAGGGGCGUCGAAUACUAUUGGAUAACCUGAAUACGAUAACCUCGCAUGAAAAAGAUGUGAACGCCGCGGUUGCUAAGCAUGCAAAGAUUGCCGCAUCAGUCAUCACCUGGAAACCUUGAAGAUUGGCAUUUAUUUCUCGGAAGAACAACGGCGAUGGCAAUUCUUUGUCUACGAAUACUGAAAGCGUGCAAAAAACGGAUGCACUUCAUCAGAGAUAUUUAUAUAUGAAACAGUACCUAUCUGCUAGAAUGAUGUAUAAACAGCGUACAUAGAAAAGUAAAAUUUAGGUUCUAUGCUAAAU
This is a messenger RNA of Opisthorchis viverrini, 1256 nucleotides long. RefSeq lists its product as hypothetical. Gene Ontology annotation, molecular function: protein binding. The transcript is spliced from 8 exons. NCBI's taxonomy places the organism in Eukaryota, Metazoa, Platyhelminthes, Trematoda, Opisthorchiida, Opisthorchiidae. The record is from RefSeq and is a predicted model, not a curated record. The coding region runs from base 7 to 1074 and encodes 355 amino acids.